GAAAGUGCUUCUGCGCGCGCCGGCGGCAGCUGCAGCUCCUGCGAGCCGCGGUGGGACCUGCGGGCACGCUGAAGCCUUCCAGCGCGGCCCCGAGGCCCGGAGCGGCCAAAGCAGCCCGCGCUCUGACCCCGGCCCGGCUCCCGCUCCGGGCUCAGCCGGCGGGCAGGCGAGCGCGGCGCGGCCCGGGCCGGGGGGAUGUCUCGGCGAACGCGCGGUGAGGAGCUGGAGGAGCUGCACUACCAGGAGACAGACUCAGAUGUGCCGGAGCAGCGGGACAGCAAGUGCAAGGUCAAAUGGACCCACGAGGAGGAUGAGCAGCUGAGGACCCUGGUGAGGCAGUUCGGACAGCAAGACUGGAAAUUUCUGGCCAGCCACUUCCCUAACCGCACUGACCAGCAAUGCCAGUACCGGUGGCUGAGGGUCUUGAAUCCAGAUCUUGUCAAGGGGCCGUGGACCAAAGAAGAAGACGAGAAGGGCAGCGGUGAGGCUCAGGUGCCGAGAAGGUGCUAUGGUGGGGCUGAGGCAGGGCCAGGUCCGCUGGCUUCACAGAGGCUCAUCUCCAAGGUCAUCGAGCUGGUUAAGAAGUACGGCACGAAGCAGUGGACACUGAUUGCCAAGCACCUGAAGGGCCGGCUGGGGAAGCAGUGCCGCGAGCGCUGGCAUAACCACCUCAAUCCCGAGGUGAAGAAGUCCUGCUGGACCGAGGAGGAGGAUCGCAUCAUCUGUGAGGCCCACAAGGUGCUGGGCAACCGCUGGGCCGAGAUCGCCAAGAUGCUGCCGGGGAGGACGGACAAUGCUGUGAAGAAUCACUGGAACUCCACCAUCAAAAGGAAGGUGGACACGGGAGGCUUCUUGAACGAGUCCAAAGACUGCAAGCCCCCCGUGUACUUGCUGCUGGAGCUCGAGGAGAAGGACAGCCACCAGAGUGUACAUCCUGCGGACGGCCAGGGAAGUCUUGUGACCAAUUGGCCCCCGGCGCUCCCUGCCAUAAAGGAAGAGGAAAGCAGUGAGGAAGAGGCCACAGCAGCCGUCCCUGCUAAGGAGCAGGACGCUGUCCCUGAAGGGCUGGACAGAGUGCACACACCAGAGCCCUUAGACGACAUCCCCAAGCGUGACGACCAGGAAGGCUCCUCUCCAGAAAGCAGCUUGCCCUACAAGUGGGUGGUGGAGGCCGCAAACCUCCUCAUCCCAGCCGUGGAGUCCAGCCUCUCGGAAGCCCUGGACUUGAUUGAGUCGGACCCCGAUGCUUGGUGUGACCUGAGUAAAUUUGACCUCCCCGAGGAGCCGUCCGCAGAGGGCAGUGUCAGCAGCAGCCCAGAGCAGCCUCAGCCAGCACAGCAGCAGCAGGUGCCACCGCCCCGCCAGUCCGCUCACGCCGGGCCCAGCGUGACAGAGUACCGCCUGGACGGCCACACCAUCUCCGACCUGAGCCGUGGCAGCCGGGGUGAGCUGAUCCCCAUUUCCCCCAACACUGAAGUGGGGGGCUUGGGCAUUGGCACGCCGCCCUCUGUGCUCAAGCGACAGAAGAAGAGGCGCGUCACCCUGUCCCCCGUCACGGAGAACAGCGCCAGCCUGUCCUUCCUGGACUCCUGCAACAGUCUCACCCCCAAGAGCACCCCUGUCAAGACCCUGCCUUUCUCGCCCUCCCAGUUUUUAAACUUCUGGAACAAACAGGACACACUGGAGCUGGAGAGCCCCUCGCUGACGUCCACCCCGGUAUGCAGCCAGAAGGUGGUGGUCACCACGCCCCUGCACCGGGAUAAGACACCCCUGCAUCAGAAACACACCGCGUUUGUAACCCCAGAUCAGAAGUACUCCAUGGACAACACUCCCCACACGCCGACCCCAUUCAAGAAUGCCCUGGAGAAGUACGGACCACUAAAGCCCCUGCCCCAGACCCCGCACCUGGAGGAGGACUUGAAGGAGGUGCUGCGCUCCGAGGCCGGCAUCGAGCUCAUCAUUGAGGAUGAAGUGAGGCCCGAGAAGCAGAAGAGGAAGCCGGGGCCUCGGCGCAGCCCCAUCAAGAAAGUCCGCAAGUCCCUGGCUCUCGACAUCGUGGACGAGGACGGGAAGCUGAUGAUGUCCACGCUGCCCAAGGCUCUGUCUUUGCCGGCACAUGUUCCAUCAAGCACCUCCAGCCUCACCCUGCCAGGCAUCAAAGAGGACAACAGCCUGCUCAAUGAGGGCUUCCUGCAGGCCAAGCCUGAAAGGCUGGUGACGGCCCAGAAGCCCCGAAGCCACUUGCCAACACCUGCCCCAAUGACCAGUGCCUGGAAGACGGUGGCCUGUGGGGGGACCAGGGACCAACUCUUCAUGCAGGAGAAAGCCCGGCAGCUUCUGGGCCGCUUGAAGCCCAGCCACACAUCUCGGACCCUCAUCUUGUCCUGAGGGGCUUGGCAGUCACGAGCCCAUUCUCAUGUUUACAGGGGGCUGGGGGACCAAGACUGGUCUGAAUUUGAGAAUCACACUCAGGUGACCACCUGCAGGGAGCCUUCUGCAGCCAGCCCCUCCCCGGAUUGCUCAGGUGGAGUUGGCAGGUCCACCAGUCCUGUCUCAUGCAGCUGCGGCUGUUCCUGGUGCUAACAACAAAAUCCCACCCCUGGCCCUGCCUGGUUCUCUUCCCAGGGCCACAGGGAGCCGCAUGAGCUGCUCCCACGCUCUGGUCAGGCCCGGCCUCAUCUCAGACCCCUGCUUAGGACAGGGCAUGUGGCCAACAUGCUGCUGCUUCACCCUUUUCGUAUUUUCUUGGAAGAAUAAAAUUGCCUUUUUCCUGUGCUAC
Molecule: messenger RNA, 2779 nt
Organism: Rhinolophus ferrumequinum (greater horseshoe bat)
Lineage: Eukaryota; Metazoa; Chordata; Mammalia; Chiroptera; Rhinolophidae
Gene: MYBL2
Product: MYB proto-oncogene like 2
Exons: 14
Coding region: 196-2388 (730 amino acids)
Biological process (GO): regulation of DNA-templated transcription
Cellular component (GO): nucleus
Molecular function (GO): RNA polymerase II cis-regulatory region sequence-specific DNA binding; DNA-binding transcription factor activity, RNA polymerase II-specific
Source: RefSeq, a predicted model, not a curated record